This is a messenger RNA of Phyllopteryx taeniolatus (common seadragon), 3798 nucleotides long. It is a transcript of the gene slc2a9l1, whose product is annotated as solute carrier family 2 member 9, like 1. Gene Ontology annotation, cellular component: membrane. Bases 616 to 2421 code for a protein of 601 amino acids. The record is from RefSeq and is a predicted model, not a curated record. Lineage: Eukaryota; Metazoa; Chordata; Actinopteri; Syngnathiformes; Syngnathidae. Gene Ontology annotation, molecular function: hexose transmembrane transporter activity. The transcript is spliced from 13 exons. Gene Ontology annotation, biological process: monosaccharide transmembrane transport.
GGUGAGUCAGAAAAUCAGUCAGUAUCUGGUUUACCCACCAUUUUUCUGAUGCUGUGAAACAUGUUUAUUGCAAAGGUGUGGUUUAGGUUAGCCUUAAAAAAAAAGACCACUCGAAAAUGCGCAGUUUUGACGUAUGGGGGGGAGGUUGGUAGCAGCCUAGUGGUGCAUCGAGAUACGAGUUACCCGACUUACGAGUUUUUCGAGAUACGAGCCGUCAUUCAGCCGAUUUUGUGCUUUGACUUGUGAGCGUAAACUUGAAAUAUGAGCGCUCUGUGGUGGCAGUGAACUCACCUUAACUCACUUCACAAAGCAGCACUUUGACAAAUAGAGAAAAUUCUUCAAAAAAGAGGCUUCAAUCUGUUUCCACACCCAGUUGAAGUUUACUGUCAAACUAAACAGAAAAGACACACACAUUGAAUUUUAGCAAUGAAAACAAUUGCUGGCAUUGUAGAAAAAAAUAUGUAUUGUACUAGCACUGAAAAACAAGUUCUUUAUUCUCCAUUAUGAACAAAUAGUCAAUGAUUUAAGAUACUUACAAACUCUUCUAGAAAGUUGCAUCAAGGCACGUCUCGGUCUGUAAUUUGUGCUUUUUCGGUUAAAAAGUGCGAGAAGUUAAUGAUAAGCAGCCUCAGGUAUUUAACAGGAUCCCUUCAGGCUGCAUGUACUGUAUCUGUAAAUGUGCAUGCAACUGAGGACCCCAUGGAAACCGUGCUGCAGCAGCUGACGCGUGGAAAUGCUCUUUUUCUCAUCUUAAUUUUGGGAAUUGGAGGAAGCUUUCAGUCAGGAUACCACAUCACCGGCCUGAGUUCUCCCUCUCCGUUCAUUCAGCGCUUCAUCAACAACACCUGGUAUGAGAGAUACGCGGUGCCGCCAGCCGGACACACUGUCACCAUUAUCUGGUCCCUCAUAGUAUCCAUGUAUGCCGUGGGGGGAAUAUUUGGUGCUGUCAGUAUCAAGUGCUUCUCGGGCCUGCUGGGAAGAAAAAAGGCGGUUAUCUGCAACAGCUGUAUUGCCAUUGCUGCAGCCGGGAUCAUGCUGACAAGUAAAUGGGCCAAGUCUUACGAAAUGAUCAUUGUAGCGAGAAUACUAUCUGGCUACUCAUCAGUGUUUCCUCAGAGGGAGCCCUCUGCACCGGGAGCUGUGGUGGGCCGUGGCCUUGGUCCUGUCUCAUGGGGUCCCCGAUUGCAGUGUGUGCACGCUCCUGCUGCGCUGCCGUACUGGAGGCUCCAUGAUGGACUCAGUCACAAAGGACUUUGCCUGUGGCCGCGGCCUGUGAUCUGGUCCUGGGGCAGACGGCUCCGUGAGCAUCCAUGUUUCCUCACAUGGAUGCUACCCAGCCUCAGGUCCUUAGCCCUAGGAAUGAGCACCCAUCUAAUGUACCUUGGCGAGAUUUCACCCAGAAAGAUAAGAGGCGUUGUCACCGUGUCCUCAGUGACCUUUAAGUCCCUUGGCAAACUGUCUGCUCAGUUUCUUGGUCUCAGUGAGAUCCUAGGCUGCGAAGAGCUGUGGAACGUGGUCCUUUGUGUGCCUGCGUGUCUUUCGGUGGUCCAGGUGUUGGUGAUGCCGUAUCUUCCCGAAGCGCCCAGAUAUCUGUUUAUCGAGAAACGAGAUGAUAAAGCAUGCAAAAAUGCUCUGCAGAGUCUGUGGGGCCAAGGUGACUUCAAGCAGGAGAUGGAGGAAAUGUUGAGUGAGCAGGCAACUAUGGAAGCUGUCCCUGCAAAAAGCCCUCUGCUGCUUCUUCGGGAUCGGACAGUCCGAUGGCAGCUUAUCACCAUGUCCACCAUCUACUGCUGUAACCAGUUAUCAGGCAUGGCCAUGAUCAGCACUUUUGCUUUUGACAUCUUUCGGAGUACGGGGAUCCCAACAGAUCAAAUUCGCUACAUGACGAUCGGGCUCGGAAUAACUGAAAUUAUCACCUCCAUCUCUUGUGGUUUGUUGAUUGAGCAUGCAGGAAGGAGGCCACUGUUCUGGGGGGGUUAUGGCAUCAUGUCUGCAUGCUGGCUGUUAGUUACUGUUGUGCUCAACUUGAAGGGUUCUAGUUCUUGGGCUCCAUACGUUACUACUGUUUUGAUCAUCCUCUUCAUCAUCUUCUUCUGUGGAGGGCCUGGGGGAGCAUCAGGUACUCUCAACAGUGAGAUCUUCAUUCAGUCCAAUCGUGUGGCUGCCUUUGUCCUCUUCGGGGUUCAGAGUUGGUUCGUAUUAGCCGUGCUGGGCCUGGUCUUUCCCAUUCUCAUUGAUGCGCUCGAGUCGUACUGCUUUGUGAUUUUUGCUUGCAUGUGCCUGCUGGGUUGUGUUUACGUCUUCUUCUUCCUGCCCGAAACCAAAGGGAAGACACUGCUGGAGAUCACAGACGAGUUCGAAGCCAUCACCAUCUGUGGAAAGUCUUUUCGAGAAGAAAACCGACUGGAGACUAAGUUAUAGGACAUACACUCAUGGUGGCAGUGUUAAUGCAGAUGAACAUGGAAUGUAAUAUAAAUGCAUUAGCUAAUUAAAAAAAACACAAGUGUCCUGUAAAAAAAAUACCUAAAUGCUGUACUUGAGUAAAAGUACAGGUAUCUAAACAGAAAAUAACUUUGGUAUCAGUUAAAGUCACCUUGCUGAAUAUUACUUGAGUAAUAUAUCUUUUUAAAGGAAGUGUAUGUAAUGUUUUUACAAGCAACAUUAACAAGCUAGUAAAUCUCUGACAAUCUGAGAAUAGCUGUGAAAUGUUAUCACACAGAGAUAGCAAAUGGCAUGACACAGUACAGCAAAUGUCCACAAGACCUCUUUGGUAAAGAAGCAUUUUACCAUGUCCGUCUCAAAAUAGCAACAGUCCGCACGUAAAUGCAUCACAUAAUAUUAGCAAAGAAAAUACUGCAUAAACCAAACAGUACAUCGCUCAUAUAUCCAAUAACAAAUACGUACUGACUUUAAUGCAUGCACAACACUUGAGAAUACGUUCUUUAACUGCUAUCUCAAUUUGACUCACAGCAGAAAAAGAAAAGGAGCCAGGAAGGGGAUGCACCCGAGGACCCCUGUAUUCAUGAGCAAAUGUAUUGUAAACACUAGAUACAUAUAUACAUACAUACAUACAUACAUAAACAGGGCGGCAUGUUGGACAACUGGUUAGCACAUCUGCCUCACAAUUCUGAGGACCUGGGUUCAAAUCCGGCCUCGCCUGUGUGGAGUUUGUUUUUUGUUCUCCCCGUGCCUGCGUGGGUUUUCUCCGGGUACUCCGGUUUCCUCCCGCAUCCCAAAAACAUGCUUACCUGAAGAAUGUGAGUGCGAAUGGUUGUUUGUCUAUAUGUGUCCUGCGAUUGGCUGGCGACCAGUUCGGGGUGUACCCCGCCUCCUGCUCGAUGAUAGCUGGGAUAGGCCCAGUCAGCUGAGAUAGGCGCCAGCAUGCCUGCGAUCCGCGUGAGGAUAAGCGGUACGGAAAAUGGUUGGAAUAAACAAACAAACAAACAAACAAACAAAUAAAUAAAUUAAUUAAUAACUAUUUGAAAAACACUAACCAACCUGCUGUGCAGGAAGGCAGUAGCCCAAGAGAGGGUGCUGUUGUUCAUCUUUUUUUCUAAAACGUACUGUGGGAUACAGAAGUUUAAAAUGUACAGUUAAACUAAGUGGUUUAGUUGCGAAAUGACGGUGCAGAAAUAAUGGCGUGCGUCUCACAGUCCUCACUGUAAGACUUAAUUGUUUUCAUUAGUUUUUCUGAAAUGUAUAAUGUUUGUGAUUUUUUGUUUAUUUUAACCAUGCAAAGUACUUUGUGAGCCCUCUCUGUGAAAAGUGCUACAUAAAAAAAAAUUACUUGAUUACGUA